AUGAAGCAUCUUUAUUCUAUAGAUUAAUAUGUCGUUCUUCAACCUGACUCACAUGGGUUACGAUAGCACUGUUGCUCAGUCCCUAGAGCAGAAAACUGCUGGUGCAGCAGAGGGCUCGCAUGUCAAAUAUGCUGCCCUUAAAACCAAACAUACACGCAGUGACAAGGGACCAAUAGAUUUGCACCGUAAUCCAGUGUCAACCUCACAAGACUAUGGGUGGUGGCAGAAGGACAGUAAGACGCCACCUGAUUGGGCGAGAUGUGCCCGACACUCCCACGUCAACAGUGAGAUGACCAGGUUUGUGGACGACAUGUCGAAGACGAACAAGGAUUUUAAACUCUUCUGAGAUCAGGAUACACGAGCCUCUAUGAUAUUGCUUAAGCGACGGUGGAAAAUUGCAUGACAAAUAUGUUAAGAGAUAUUAUCAAUAGUAAACAUUUACUUUUCCGUUAACGUAUCAAUGUUGACUAAAAAUGCUGAUGAUGUUAAAGUAUAAAUCUACAUUGUAUGAAUUCCACGAUCAAUAUGAUUUCUGCUGAUUCUUUGGACGGUUCCUUAGUAAUUCAGGGUAUAUUUCUGGUUUAAUGUUUAAUCGUUUUGUAUGCAUACAAUUUAAACCGUUUUAUUCAA
Bolinopsis microptera is the source of this 630-nucleotide messenger RNA. RefSeq names its product sperm microtubule inner protein 11-like. Bases 29 to 346 code for a protein of 105 amino acids. NCBI's taxonomy places the organism in Eukaryota, Metazoa, Ctenophora, Tentaculata, Lobata, Bolinopsidae. The record is from RefSeq and is a predicted model, not a curated record. The transcript is spliced from 3 exons.